This is a messenger RNA of Exophiala spinifera, 1899 nucleotides long. RefSeq lists its product as uncharacterized. Bases 1 to 1899 code for a protein of 632 amino acids. Lineage: Eukaryota; Fungi; Ascomycota; Eurotiomycetes; Chaetothyriales; Herpotrichiellaceae. The record is from RefSeq and is a predicted model, not a curated record. The transcript has a single exon.
AUGGCCAGACGAGCGAACAAACAGCAGUCUCACAACGCGUCCAAGCAGAUCAAAGCUACCAACAAGCAACCUCCCGAAUUUCAGGUACCUGUGUCGACUACAGCGUCACAUCCAUCGUUAGAAGAAGCUCAACCACCACCAUCCAGGAAGUCCCUCCUCAGGAGUCUCGGCGACAUCCGUACACAACGAUCGCUCCAACUGAUCCUCCUCGCCUCGCUACAAGCAGCGGUAUCUCAACUCAACCUAUCUCCAGUAUACGGCGCAGUCCCAGCCGCGCUGUACCAUCGAUAUGGGCUGACUGUGUCCUUUCUCGUCGCCUUCUUGCUACGAGGCUAUCUGCCUCCAUGGGUCGGACGGGCCAUCACGCCGUUUUGUUUCUCGGUCCCAGCUGUACAAUUCGUCGCUUUCCGGUUCAGUUGGUACCUCGGCAACCCCCUGGGUCCGGUGCUUACGGAAUGCUUGACGUGUUACCCCCUGGUGGCAUUGUCAGUGUACAUGUCCCUGCAGUAUCUGGACGAGAUCAACGCCUCCUCUUCCUCGACAAGUGUUGGUGGUGCUGAUGCGUUCCCCGCCAUGGGCCUAUUUGCGCUCAUGACCGUGCUCCAGAGGGCGUCCAAGGCGUUCGUUGCGUCUCUCACAGGGCCCGGGUUUCUCAAGUCGCGCAUCGGCAUGCAAUUGCUGAUAGCGUCAUUGUACGGGGCGGUGUUGCCAAGUAAUAUCAUCUGGCCUUCCCUUCCCGCGGUGGCGUUUACCAUGGUCGCGAACCCACAUUGCUCAUUGUCCAGAACUACAGAGGUCCUCAACAAUACCCUGGCGCUCUACGACUACACGCUGUUGGAACGCAAGGAGUCGGUGACGGGUUACAUUUCCGUCUUGGAGGACCAUGGUCGUGGGUUCCGGGUGAUGCGGUGUGAUCACAGUCUUCUCGGCGGGGAGUGGAAGAUGUCUUCGCCACCUGGGAAUGUCGCUUCGACAAGAAGAGUGGGAGAACCUAUAUACGCCAUCUUUACCAUGCUUGAAGCUGUACGACUCGUUGAGACUCCGCCAUCGUCAUCGUCGAAAGAUACCAAGGUGAAGGCUAAGACGAAGGGGAAGGGGUCGAAGGUGAGAGAUAAUGGCACAAAGGAGGAGGAGGAAGAUGCCGCCGCAUCGAAGAAGAAAAAAGCACUCAAUAUAGGUCUGGGUGUCGGCACCGCGCCCUCGGCCAUGAUCGCUCACGGCGUCGACACGACCAUCAUCGAGAUCGACCCCGUCGUGCACGAGUUUGCGAUCAAGUACUUUGGUCUCCCGCACAAUCACACCUGCGACAUUGUCGACGCCGUGGCCGCCGUCGCGAACAGGACCACCUACGAGGCCGACGCGUACGACUACAUCAUCCACGACGUGUUCACGGGCGGCGCCGAACCGGUCGAGUUGUUCACGACGCAGUUCCUCUCGGGCCUGCGGACGCUUCUCAAACCCGACGGCGUCAUCGCGAUCAAUUACGCGGGCGACAUUGCCAUGCCCGCCUCGUCGGUUAUCCACCGGACCAUUACGUCGGUGUUUCCGUCGUGUCGCGUCUUCAGGGAAGACGAAGCGCCAGCAGAAGGGGGAGGUGGAGACACGCACAAAGUCGACUUUACGAACAUGGUCUUCUUCUGCCAGAAACAACCCGGCAUGCCCAUCACGUUCCGCAAGCCCGUCGAGGCCGACUUCCUAGGCAGCGGCGCGCGGAGAGAGUACAUGAUGCCCCGCCACGAAAUAGCCGCGAGUGCGUUCAACAACUCGGGGACCGUCGAUGUCGACGUCCUGCAGAGCGGUAACACGAAACUGCUCGAAAAGUACCAGGCCCAGAGUGCCAUUGGACACUGGAGGGUCAUGAGGACCGUCCUUCCUGAUGUGGUGUGGGAGAUGUGGUAG